AUGGGUUUAGAGGCACGAGGAUCUCCUGUUGUCCCCUCGACAGAUGCCCAUAGUCUGGAUGGCACCUGUGAUGACGAGUCAGACGUCAGCUCUCUGACCGAGGCUGCGGGGCUUGGUUUGAUCAAUUUGGCUCGACUCCCUGCCAGUGGACGACCCAACCCGCUGCUCAAUCGGAUUUCCAAGCUGCAGGUAAGCCUAUCUAUACUCCCUUAUAUAUUCAUAGGUUUAUAG
Protopolystoma xenopodis is the source of this 231-nucleotide messenger RNA. The record is from the annotation of a GenBank genome assembly. NCBI's taxonomy places the organism in Eukaryota, Metazoa, Platyhelminthes, Monogenea, Polystomatidea, Polystomatidae.